Molecule: messenger RNA, 982 nt
Organism: Populus trichocarpa (black cottonwood)
Lineage: Eukaryota; Viridiplantae; Streptophyta; Magnoliopsida; Malpighiales; Salicaceae
Product: germin-like protein subfamily 2 member 1
Exons: 2
Coding region: 154-804 (216 amino acids)
Biological process (GO): regulation of root development; plasmodesmata-mediated intercellular transport
Cellular component (GO): cell wall; plasmodesma
Molecular function (GO): manganese ion binding
Source: RefSeq, a predicted model, not a curated record
ACAUCGCCCCGGCCUCCUUUCUUCUUAUUUUUAGCUGCUACCUCCAUCCUUUUCUCCUCCUCCUUAAUUUUAAGCCUCCCGUUUCCUCCUCCUCUUUUAUCCACAACCUUGAAAGCCACCUAUUAUUCUAGCUGGUUUCUUCAGCUACUGGCCAUGGCAGCCAAGGUGGCCCUACUUUUCUUGACUUUUUGUGUGGCAUUCUUGGCCACCGGUUCUGCUGAUCCUGACCUGCUUCAAGAUGUUUGCGUUGCUGAUUUUGCUUCUGGAGUGAAGGUGAAUGGUUUCACCUGCAAGGAAAACAUAACAGCCGAUGAUUUCUUCUUCGCCGGGUUGGCUAAACCAGGUCUCACCAACAACACAUUCGGCUCCUUGGUCACUGCCGCCAAUGUUCAGAAGAUCCCAGGACUCAACACCUUGGGGGUCUCCAUGGCCCGCAUUGACUAUGCCCCAGGUGGCUUGAACCCACCCCACACACAUCCACGUGCCACUGAGAUGGUCUUUGUCCUUGAAGGCCAACUUGAUGUUGGGUUCAUCACCACUGCAAACGUUUUGAUAUCAAAGACCAUCAAGGCGGGCGAGAUAUUUACUUUCCCGAAAGGAUUGGUUCAUUUUCAGAAGAACAAUGGUCAGGUCCCAGCUGCAGUCAUUGCUGCAUUCGGUAGCCAGUUGGCAGGAACUCAGUCAAUUGGUGCCACAUUGUUUGCCGCCCAACCACCGGUGCCUGACAAUGUCUUGGCCAAGGCUUUCCAGGUUGGUACCAAGGAGGUCCAAAAGAUCAAGUCUAGGUUCGCACCUAAGAAGUGAUUUAUUGAUUGAUUGUUUAAAAACACAUGUCCCCGAGCUAGCUAGCUAGGUCUUGAUAUAUAACACGGAUUAUAAAUCCUAUAACUUGGCCUAGCAGCUGGGUCUUCUUUGUGAUUGUUAUUCUUGUAAUUCUUCCUUUUAUGGGAAUCAAUAACAUGUGUAGUUUCAUUGCUCUCUA